UGGCAUUUUUUUGGCGCUCCAGCUACGGUCACACUAAUUGCAACAUUCUUCUAGUUCAAUAUUGUUUUGUGUUUUGUUUUUUUACAUUUUUUAACCAUUGGCUGCAAAUUUGUUAGUUAUUUUUUUGUGAGACAUUGCCUUGAAAACCGAAAAAGUCAAUUACGGGGUAUCCUGGCUAAGUAGCUACCAUGGCAUUCCGCCAGUCGGAACACGAGAUGAGCGUCACUUCGCUGGAUUCUAGCGUCGAGCUGCGAUCGCGGUCUCCAUCGCCGCAGCCCUUCAAUCCGCGAAAGCUUCGCUUCGCCGACGAUGAUUUUGACAAGGACACGCCAGAGGGGGCCAGUCCGCUGCCGAACCAACCAAAGAAAAAGAUGUCCAUAGAGCAGGGAGCCAGUAGUACCACUAGUGGGAAUGGAGAUGUUUCCAUGUCGCCACCGUGCCAAAAGGUGCGGGCUCUACGCCUCUUCAGCACCCCCGCCACUCCGAAAACGAUCCUCCAAAAGUCCACCACCCAGUGCAGCAACCAUCUAUCGGCAGUCGCAGCUGCCAUGAAUGCAUCCCGACGCAGUGAGGAGCCCUACCGCCUGGCGGAGCGCCCACGAUCCUUGCCGCUGCACAACCGCAACAUUCCCGCCCAGGACACGGCCAAUGUUAAUCCCUUCACCCCAGACAGUCUCUUGGCUCACAACAAGAAGCGGUGCCGCACUCAGUUCGGACGAGAGAACGUCAACCUGAACGUGAGUGCCAUGCAGAAGUACUUGCUCAGCGACACCUGGGACGACGAGGCCGCAGAGGAGGCCGGCGACUCCCGGGAGAUCCAUCAGCAGGCGCCGAAGCGACUGGCGCUGCACGACACCAAUAUCAGUCGGUUCAAGCGUGAGUUCAUGCAGGUCAGCGUGAUCGGAGUGGGGGAAUUCGGUGUGGUGUUCCAAUGUGUUAACCGGCUGGACGGCUGCAUCUAUGCGAUCAAGAAAAGCAAGAAGCCGGUGGCAGGCAGCUCCUUCGAGAAAAGAGCCCUUAACGAGGUUUGGGCCCAUGCCGUAUUGGGGAAACACGAUAACGUAGUUAGAUACUACUCAGCCUGGGCGGAGGAUGACCAUAUGCUGAUACAGAAUGAGUUCUGCGAUGGUGGCAGCUUGCAUGCACGCAUUCAAGACCACUGCUUGGGGGAAGCCGAACUAAAGAUUGUGCUGAUGCAUGUUAUCGAAGGCCUGCGCUACAUCCACUCCAAUGACCUGGUGCACAUGGACCUCAAGCCGGAGAACAUCUUCUCGACAAAGAAUCCCAACGCCUACAAGCAUGUCGAAGAGCAUUCGCAGCAGAACAAAGAUGACGAUGGCAUGGAUAGCGUUUACGAGGAGCUGCGACAUUCAGAGAACUUGGUCACGUACAAGAUCGGUGACCUCGGCCAUGUGACAUCAGUUAAGGAGCCGUACGUCGAGGAGGGCGACUGUCGAUACUUGCCCAAGGAGAUACUGCAGGAGGACUACUCGAAUCUCUUCAAGGCGGAUAUCUUUUCGCUUGGCAUCACGCUCUUUGAGGUGGCCGGCGGUGGUCCGCUGCCGAAGAAUGGUCCGGAAUGGCACAAGCUGCGGAAUGGCGAGGUGCCCAUUCUGCCCAGCUUAAGCCGGGAUUUCAAUGAACUAAUAGCCCAGAUGAUGCAUCCGGAUCCAGAGAAAAGGCCAACAUCGCAGUCCAUAUUCAGUCAUCCAAUUUUGAGCGCCGUUGACUCCAAGAGCAAGCUGCAGCUCGGCCUGGAGCUGACCGUAGAGAAGCGGAAGAACGAGAUUCUGAUGAAUAAGCUCAGGGAGGCCAAAAAACAAAUCAAAUUACUUGAACAAAGGGUUAAUAUCCUUGCGGUUAACAAUAAUCCAGACAGCCUGGAUGGCCAGCGAUGUCUCCGCUCCUUCACCAGACGCAUGCGAACGCCCUUCUCACAUGGAAACUUCGACAACCUGGCCGAUCGCAACAAGAAUGUUAUCACCAAUAUCUGAUACGCUCGCUUAUGCGCAAACAAUAGGCAACCUCUUCCGAUUCGAAAGUGAACUAAGCUCACAACAACAUUGUGUUAAAAUUAAGCCUAUCAUUAAAUUGGGUGUAUAGUUUCAAGUUCUCUAUAUCUCACUAUCGCAACCUUUAAUAUCCACUGUGUCCAAGCCCGAAUAUUUAGAAGCUCUUUAAUAUAAUUUAUAUAUUUUUUCCAGCUCAGUGAAACCUCACCCACCCCCAUUCUUCGUAGAGAAAGUACUCUCUUAUUUUAAGAUAAAAACCACUAAUAGCAUUUAAGGUUAUCGUAGAUAUAAAGAAGUAUUGUUUUCGAAAUUAAA
This is a messenger RNA of Drosophila bipectinata, 2327 nucleotides long. It is a transcript of the gene Wee1, whose product is annotated as Wee1 kinase. NCBI's taxonomy places the organism in Eukaryota, Metazoa, Arthropoda, Insecta, Diptera, Drosophilidae. Gene Ontology annotation, cellular component: nucleus; cytoplasm. Gene Ontology annotation, molecular function: magnesium ion binding; ATP binding; non-membrane spanning protein tyrosine kinase activity. Gene Ontology annotation, biological process: negative regulation of G2/MI transition of meiotic cell cycle; mitotic cell cycle; protein phosphorylation. The record is from RefSeq and is a predicted model, not a curated record.